GGACUACAUGACAAACUUCCCCUUUCUGUUGCGGCCCAAGCACGAAAGUGAACAUAUUGUUAUUGCUGGUUUUUUUUUUUUCCUUUGCCUGCCUUAUUAUAAAUUAAUGAUAGGCCACGGAAAGAGUUCGAUCGAUCACAAACACCAGAUUUUCAAUCGGAGGAGAAGCCUCCGUCAUCGUUCCUACCCAAUAUUCCUAAUUAACCAAAAUUUACAAAGAUUGGUGAUGGCUGGACAGUCCAGGAAAUGGAUGAUUCUAGUGGCGACUAUUUGGAUUCAAGCGUUCACAGGGACGAAUUUCGAUUUCUCCGCAUAUUCCUCGGAGAUGAAGAAGGUGCUAGGGAUAUCGCAGGUGCAGUUGAAUUAUCUGGCAGUGGCAUCGGAUAUGGGGAAGGUCUUUGGGUGGUCUUCUGGGUUGGCUCUCAUGUAUUUUCCUUUGUGGGUGGUGCUCUUCAUGGCUGCUUUCAUGGGACUUUUUGGUUAUGGAACCCAAUGGCUCGUCAUCAGGAAUGCCAUCUCUUUGCCUUAUAUGCUGGUUUUCUUUCUGUGUUUGUUAGCAGGAUGUAGCAUAUGCUGGUUCAACACAGUUUGCUUUGUUCUUUGCAUAAAAAACUUCCCGGCUAACCGAGCCCUUGCUUUAUCCCUCACAGUAAGCUACAAUGGUGUAAGUGCAGCCCUGUACGCCCUUGCUGGUGAGGCAAUUAAUGCAUCAUCCAGUUCGCUAUAUCUUCUUCUGAAUUCCAUUGUUCCCCUUAUCUUUUCGAUUGCAGCACUCAUCCCAAUUCUUCGCCAAACCUCGGUGAACCCUCUUUCCCCCGAGGCAGUCCGCAUCGACUCCAUUAUGUUUCUAGUAUUGAACGUGUUAGCCGUUUUAACCGGUGUUUAUCUCCUUAUUUUUGGUUCAAACACAUCAGAUUCAAGUACAACAGCUCGUCUCCUCCUUGCUGGAGCAAUUUCUCUUCUGGUUUUCCCCUUAUGUAUUCCUGGUGUUGUCUAUGCUCGACAUUGGUUCCAUCAUACUGUUCACUCUAGCUUCCACCUCCGAGGAUCCGGCUUCAUUCUUGUGGAUGAUGACGAUCUCGAGCUUCAUAAACGGCUGGUAAGCCGUGAGGCUAGUUCCAAUGAUCGGAAUGGCUCAAUGAGUGAUGAUGGAUCUGAAUAUAAACUUGGCAGCGAAAAGUGCAUUAAAGAUGAAUUAGACCGUACAAGAUGUUAUGAGAAAAUGAUUGAAAAAGAUCAACUGGUAAUACUAGGUGAAGAGCACCCAGCCCAAGUACUUGUUGGGAGAUUGGAUUUUUGGCUGUAUUACAUUGCAUAUUUUUGCGGGGGAACAAUUGGGCUUGUGUACAGCAACAAUCUAGGACAGAUUGCACAAUCACUGGGAGAGAGUUCCAAUACUACCUUACUGCUCACUCUUUAUUCAUCCUUCUCCUUCUUUGGCCGCUUGCUUUCAGCUGCACCUGACUAUGUUCGCGCGAAAAUGUACUUUGCUAGAACUGGGUGGCUGACCAUUGCCCUGUUGCCAACUCCCGUUGCUUUCUUCUUGCUGGCUGGAUUAGGCAAUUCAAUGGCGUUGCGCGUAGGAACUGCAUUAAUCGGGUUGAGUUCGGGGUUCAUAUUUGCUGCCGCAGUUUCAGUAACAUCUGAGCUCUUUGGACCGAAUAGCGUAGGCGUAAAUCACAACAUUCUCAUCACCAAUAUCCCGAUUGGGUCACUAGUUUAUGGGGUUCUUGCUGCAAUGGUUUAUGAUGGGAACGCAGGUAGAGGCCUGAACCUGAAAUUAAAGUUUGCAGAAUCAGUAGUAUGCAUGGGGAAGCAAUGCUAUUUCUUAACGUUUGUGUGGUGGGGUUGCUUGUCCAUUCUGGGGUUAGUUUCGAGUUUGCUAUUAUUUCUAAGAACCAAGCAUGCUUAUGACGCUUUUGAACGGAAUCGUGCAUCGGCAGAGACUUCUCAUGAGAUAGCUAGCUGAAUAACAAUUACUAGUAUAUAUUUCACGGUCACAGUCACAGAGAUCAGUUUUGCUUGCAUAUUAUAUCUUGUGCGAAC
Durio zibethinus is the source of this 2046-nucleotide messenger RNA. Its product is annotated as Major facilitator superfamily protein. The record is from RefSeq and is a predicted model, not a curated record. Gene Ontology annotation, cellular component: membrane. Lineage: Eukaryota; Viridiplantae; Streptophyta; Magnoliopsida; Malvales; Malvaceae.